Stylophora pistillata is the source of this 2032-nucleotide messenger RNA. Its product is annotated as bile acid-CoA:amino acid N-acyltransferase. The record is from RefSeq and is a predicted model, not a curated record. NCBI's taxonomy places the organism in Eukaryota, Metazoa, Cnidaria, Anthozoa, Scleractinia, Pocilloporidae. Gene Ontology annotation, biological process: fatty acid metabolic process; acyl-CoA metabolic process. Gene Ontology annotation, molecular function: fatty acyl-CoA hydrolase activity.
AUGCUUACCUUGUGGCCGAAAUUCUCACUCAUCGACCAAAUAACCAAGGUAAAGGUAUUUCGACUCAAAUCCCUGCAGAAGAUUACACUAGGGGCACGAGUUGUUGGAGAUAGAGGGCAAGUGUUUCAGUCACACGCUCACUUCAUCGCUGAUAAACACGGCCAGGUUGAUGUUUGUCGUGAUCCGUCUGUGGGUGGAUCUUACAGAGGAGUAUCAGCCAUGGGACUGUUAUGGAGCAUGAUACCUGCACCGGGUCAGAGAAAAGGAAUUCGACUGAUCAAAUCUGAUGUCACUAAACCUUACAAUUUCGCCCUGAACUGUUUUGAUGGUCACAUAAGUCCGCAGGAAUCAAGCUCUUCCAAGCCUUUAUCAAGUAAAACGUUUGAGAAGGGGUACAUGGUGAAUGGAGUGAAAAGAAUUCCUGUGAAAGAAGGAAGAAUCCGUGGGACUCUUUUUCUUCCACCAGGUGAUGGACCUUUUCCCGGAGUGAUAGAUCUGUUUGGUGGUGAACGCGGAUUAGUGGAAUAUAAGGCUUCACUGUUGGCAUCUCAUGGAUUCGCUACUCUUGCGUUAGCCUACAUCGGUUAUGAAGAUCAACCAUUGUCCCCAUCUUCGAUAAACUUGGAUUACUUUGAAGAUGCUGCUAACUGGCUUGUGAGUCACCCUGAAGUGCUUUCACAUGGUAUAGGUAUGCAUAGCAUUUGCUAUGGGUCAUGGAUCGCGCUGUUGAUGGCAAGCUAUCAGAUCGCAGCAAUAAAGGCCAUUGUUGCUAUUUCACCUCUGGUAAUCGCCUACCGUCACCCUUUUCAAUUCAAAGGGAGAGUCUCUGACGUGAUCCCCCCUAACGAUAGUAGAGUGCAGUCUUCAGAGAAAGGUAGCAUCUGGCGUUUCGCUUUUUCAACUGACCUCGAUUACAUGAAUCCAACAGUCUCCAAAUACUCAGCCAUAACACCAGUUGAGAACAUCAAUUGCCCAGUGAUGCUGGUUUCUGGAACUGACGACUUAAACAUCCCCGCUGAAUUUGCGGCAAAUUUCAUUUUUGAUCGCUUGAAGGAGAAUGGAAAAGAACAUUUGUGCAUUAAUCUGCUUUAUCCUCAAGCUGGACAUAUCAUAGAGCCACCUUAUUCUCCUCUUUGUGAUUCCUCUUUCAACAGAUCUUCUAAAGAAUUCGGUGGUGACUCUUAUGCAGCGUGGGGAGGGGAGACUGGUGCACAUGCCUGGGCACAAGAAGACUCCUGGCAAAAGAUUUUACACUUUCUGCGAAAACAUCUCCAACAGAAAACGGAGAGUGGGGAUGAAGAAGACUAACUCGCGUAUCUGUAUCGAGAAGGGAUAUUUACACUAUUUACUGAUUAAGUCUACAAAGAAACUCCGGCAUAACCAAGUUAUCAUCGAUAUCUAACUAUCUCGUCUUUAUUGUGAUAAUAGGUGUGUGGUGGUGGAAGUGAGUACUAAAGAAGCGGCUAGUUUUAAAAAUAUUUUGUGGAUUAUAAUUUCAUCAAAGCAGCAUUAUAGACCCCCCGUAAAGAAGAGAAGCUUUUUGGGAGGAAGACAACUUUAAGAACCACUAGCAUAUUGUAACCCUCGAUUCCUUUGAGUUUUUUUGGGUGUGUCUUUGAUUUGCGAAUUUAUAUGCAUUGUUGAAGUACAAUAAAGUAAGGGAGCAGUAUCAAAGUCAAUAAUUGGUGAAAGUCAUCCAAAAAUGAUACUAAAACGAGAAAUUUCAUUUACUUCUCUUUCUCUAUCACUCGUUUGCAAAUGAAAAGAUAAAUACGUUUACAGGUUCCUUUGACUAAGUCUGAAUCCAUAUCCGGUUUUUGUCCAUACGGUUCGAUAUCUGUGCCCGUUUUUAGAUCGAAACAGCUGAGAAAUCUUUUCCCGUCGGGCAAUACCUAUCGAUGUGAAUUAAAGGGAAAUACCUCCACUUCAAAUCAAAAUUGCUCGCUCAAUGAGUUUCAUUUUUGUACGAACCAGAUACGUUGAUUGUGCUCCAGUCGAGCUAUGGUAUGUUAUUCCAGUUGGGGCCGGGAUU